This is a messenger RNA of Tetrahymena thermophila SB210, 758 nucleotides long. Its product is annotated as cyclic nucleotide-binding domain protein. Gene Ontology annotation, biological process: activation of GTPase activity; nucleocytoplasmic transport. The annotation marks the transcript as partial. Gene Ontology annotation, cellular component: perinuclear region of cytoplasm; cytosol; nucleus. Lineage: Eukaryota; Ciliophora; Oligohymenophorea; Hymenostomatida; Tetrahymenidae. The transcript is spliced from 9 exons. Gene Ontology annotation, molecular function: GTPase activator activity; small GTPase binding. The record is from RefSeq and is a predicted model, not a curated record.
AUGUAAAACUGGGCGAAUAACAUUGGUGAUGAAGGUGCAUCAGACUUAGGUUCUGCUUUAGCAAAGUGCAUUAAUCUCACAAAUUUGACACUUGACCUUUAGUCUAAUUAAAUUGGUGCAAUCGGUACAUCAGGCUUAGGUUCUGCUUUAGCAAAGUGCAUUAAUCUCACAAAUUUGACACUUGACCUUUAGUCUAAUUAAAUUGGUGCAAUCGGUACAUCAGGCUUAGGUUCUGCUUUAGCAAAGUGCAUUAAUCUCUCAAAUUUGACACUUAACCUUGAUGAAAAUUAAAUUGGUGAUGAAGGUGCAUCAGGCUUAGGUUCUGCUUUAGCAAAGUGCAUUAAUCUCACAAAUUUGACACUUAACCUUUGGAUAGACAAAUAAAACCUCGACCCUCGACCCUCGUUAGGUUCUGCUUUAGCAAAGUGCAUUAAUCUCACAAAUUUGACACUUGACCUUUAUAACAAUUAAAUUUGUGGUGAAGGUGCAUCAGGCUUAGGUUCUGCUUUAGCAAAGUGCAUUAAUCUCUCAAAUUUGACACUUAUCCUUCGUGAAAAUUAAAUUGGUGAUGAAGGUGCAUCAGACUUAGGUUCUGCUUUAGCAAAGUGCAUUAAUCUCACAAAUUUGACACUUGACCUUUAGUCUAAUUAAAUUGGUGAUGAAGGUGCAUCAGGCUUAGGUUCUGCUUUAGCAAAGUGCAUUAAUCUUUCAAAUUUGAAACUUAUCCUUGGGUAAAAACAGUUUAUUUGUUUUGGAUU